AUGCGGGCGCUAGAAGCGAAUUCCGAAUGGCCUCACUUAUCCGAUGGCGCUAUACUGCGUAAAGUGGAACUGAUUCCAAAUGCUUCAACCAACGUCUCUAGCUACCAGCUGGAACACUUGUUGGAGGAGGCCCACCCCCAACCUCCUCUCUCACAGGCUCCACUCCCAGCCUCUUCAACUUGGAAUCCGAUCGCUUUUCGGUCCCCAUACCCAUUUCGUGAUCAGAGAGACUGCCGAGGCAUCGCAGAGCAUUGUAUGUUCUGGGGUUUCAAAUCGCAACAAAAGAAUGAAGUCAACGAAGACAAGAAAAAUCCGUUCAAAACAAAACUCCCAUGGCUGGUGGCUGUGCCUGGAAAUAGCUUUGGGCUAGUAAAGUUAGUUACGAUGCCAUCUCGAGUCCAACUUCCACCGUUUUUGUUCUAUGCCUAUCGAACCCUUGAGCCUUCGGAUUUUCAACAUUAA
Paracoccidioides lutzii Pb01 is the source of this 462-nucleotide messenger RNA. RefSeq lists its product as hypothetical. The record is from RefSeq and is a predicted model, not a curated record. The transcript has a single exon. Bases 1 to 462 code for a protein of 153 amino acids.